Synchiropus splendidus (mandarinfish) is the source of this 2645-nucleotide messenger RNA. It is a transcript of the gene tgm8, whose product is annotated as transglutaminase 8. Gene Ontology annotation, molecular function: protein-glutamine gamma-glutamyltransferase activity. The transcript has 15 exons. The record is from RefSeq and is a predicted model, not a curated record. Bases 157 to 2442 code for a protein of 761 amino acids. Gene Ontology annotation, biological process: peptide cross-linking. NCBI's taxonomy places the organism in Eukaryota, Metazoa, Chordata, Actinopteri, Syngnathiformes, Callionymidae.
CAGUGGUAUCAAACAGUUAAACCUCCUGGUUGAGUUUCAUUUGUCAGUGGAGGGUUGGGCUUCUGUGUUGCUUUACUGUGCCACACUGUCAACUCUCUUGUCAGUUGCUGCCGCAGCUUAUUGCCACCUGCACCGCUGUAGACUUCCUGCGCCAGGAUGACGACGGCCACACCUGACUCGAACCCUGUUUUCUCGGAGGUCGACCUCCACGCAGAGACCAACAACACUGCGCACCACACUGAGGAGAUCUCGACCAAGAAGCUGCUGGUGAGGCGCGGCCAGUCCUUCAAAUUGACCAUCAAAGUUGCCACACCCUACAACUUGAGCGUCGACACUUUCAACAUGACGGCGUCCACUGGAGACCAUCCUGACGAGGAGCUUGGGACCAUGGCUCGUUUUGGUGUCCCAGACAAGAACCAGGCUUCGCCGACUGCCAGGGCUAAGUGGAAGGUGAUUCUGGAAGAUGCAGCCUCUCCAGUGCUGGGGUUGCUGGUCGUUUCCAUCACUGUUGCAGCCAAUGCACCGAUCGGGGAAUACACACUGUCGGUGGAGCACAAGGGCCAGAGCAAAGAGAUUGAGAAGUUCGUGGUCCUGUUCAACCCGUGGUGUCCUGACGACUCCGUUUACAUGGCAGAGGAAACCGACAGGGCAGAGUAUGUGCUGAACGAACAGGGCAUCAUCUACACAGGAAGCAAGGAUUACAUCAGGCCACUGAAGUGGAACUUCGGUCAGUUUGAGGAGGACAUGCCGAUGAUUUGCCUGAAAAUGUUGAACCAGAGCAAGUCCCGUGACGUGGCUUCACACUGCAGUGCCGCCCACGUCAGCCGCUGCAUAAGCGCCAUGACGAACAACCUAGAUGAUGAGGGGGUUCUGGUGGGUCAGUGGGGGGCACCGUACUAUGGUGGGCGUAGGCCGACCCACUGGACCGGCAGUCACGCCAUCCUCAGCAAAUGGUACAAGAGCGGGAGUCCCGUCCGGUACGGCCAGUGCUGGGUGUUUGCUGGCGUCAUGUGUUCAGUCAUGCGGCUGCUGGGGAUUCCAUGUCGCGUGGUGACCAACUUCGUGUCUGCGCAUGACACGGAUGCUAAUCUCACCAUCGAUGAGUACUUCCACGUCGGCACUCCAACCAUGGAGUCCGAUGACAGUAUCUGGAACUUCCACGUGUGGGUGGAGGGGUGGAUGAAGAGGGAAGACCUUGACGGAAACACGUAUGACGGAUGGCAAGUGGUGGACCCGACACCACAGGAGAUGAGUGAAGGUCUCUUCCAAUGCGGGCCAGCACCGCUCGCAGCCAUCCUUACGGGCAACGUUGACGUGAAUUACGACGUGCCCUUUGUGUUCGCCGAGGUCAACGCUGACUGUGUCGACUGGCUGGUCUCUGCUGAUGGAAAGAAAACAAGACUCGAAACUGACACCAAGAAAGUUGGUCAGAACAUUUCCACCAAGAAAGUGGGCAUCGACGAGAGAGAGGACAUAACUAGCAGCUACAAACAUGAAGAGGGAUCAAAGAAAGAACGGACGGUGUUUGAAUAUGCCUUGACCCGAGACUUCUCCUCGGUGGACGAGUAUGAGGAAGGGGAAGAGGAAGAAGAAGUGGUAGAAGAGGAGAAUGAGGGCGAGGCGGCUGGAGGUGGCGAGGCGGCUGGAGGGGGCGAGGCCGCUGGAGGGGGCGAGGCCGCUGGAGGGGGCGAGGCUGCUGGAGGUGGCGAGGCCACUGGAGAGGCUGAUGGAGGUAGCGUUGCACCAGGAGACGGCGGAGAACCCGGGGAUGCUGGCAACAGCGUGGUGAACAGAUGCAAGCUGGACAUGAGAUUUGAAGAGGUGACAAAGCUCAUCAACGGGAGGGAUCUGCGCCUGCGGCUCAUUCUGAAGAGUGACACCAAAAUCCCCAGACCGCUGACCCUCAACAUCAACGUACAGGGCAGGUUAUACAACGGUCGCCCUGUGGUCACCAUCCAGGAGGAGGUCCGCAAGGCCCAGCUGCAGCCCGACAAAGAGCUGAGGAUCCCCAUCAAGAUCCCCUUCUCCGCUUACCACCCUCACAUGCCCGAGUGCGACAACAUGAAGGUCUCGGUCAUCAUAACCGACACGCUGAAUCCAGACACGCCGUACCUGGCCGACGAUGACCUGGUUCUCCUGGACCCACCGCUGGGUGUCAUCGUGUCAGGGACCCCGAGGCUGUUCCGUCCCUCAAAGGUGGAGUUGAUCUUCAAGAAUCCAAUUGAAGAGACUCUGACCGACUGUUCCAUCACGCUGUCGGGGAGCGGACUGCUGCGUGAUGAGUUCUACGUUGGCCUUCCGAACCUCAACGGGAACAGUCGAGUGAGAGUCCAGCUCACCUUGUUCCCGUACAAGAUCGGUGCGAGGACUCUGAUGGCCGAUUUCGACUGUACCCAGUUCAAGGACAUCAAGGGCAGCACCACCUUCCUGGUCAAGUACUGAGCGCCACUGGCCCCGCUUCAGUUUGCUUUGCUAAAGGUGGAGGAGGGAAGCCUGCAGCCUCAGGGCUCCCGUCGUCUUCAGUGAGACGCAUUGAUCAGAGAAAUGAAUCAGGCUUGGUGAAGAGAUGUGGCCCCAAACAUGAGGCUCUCAAGUGCACUUGUCCAACAGAGGAACGUAAUAAAGAGUUCAUUUUACACUGCAAA